AUGGGUUCCGCUACUGAGUCUCAAGGAAAGCCGGCAGCUGCUAGGCUACGACAGCUCCUUCGGGAGGGGGGCAAGACAAGAUUUUGUCCAGGGGUUUACGACGGCAUCACAGCGCGACUAGCAUUGAGAGAGGGCUUCGAUUGUCUCUAUAUGACCGGGGCUGGAACAGCAGCCUCCAGACUGGGCGAGCCAGAUCUUGGUCUCGCUACAAUGAACGACAUGGUGGCGAAUGCCGGAAUGAUCUCUUCGCUAGACCGUUCAGUCCCUGUCAUUGCAGAUGCUGACACAGGUUACGGUGGCCCACUGAUGGUUGCCAGGACGGUGAGAGCCUAUAUCUCUGCCGGCGUGGCUGGCAUGCACCUUGAAGACCAGGUCCAGAACAAGCGCUGUGGUCAUCUGGCAAACAAGGAACUAGUCGAUGAAGAAACGUACCUGACUCGCAUCCGGGCGGCGGUAAUGGCUCGAGAAGAGAUGCGGAGCGUGUCUGGAGGCGCAGCAGACAUUGUUAUCAUCGCACGCACCGACUCUAUCCAGUCGCUGGGGUAUGAAGCGGCUGUCUCACGACUCCGGAAUGCUAUUUUGGCGGGUGCGGAUGUGGCUUUUCCUGAGGGUAUGACGAGUUUGGAACAAUGCAGCCGUGUUUGCAAAGAUCUGGCUCCUACUCCUGUCCUUCUGAACAUGGUGGCCGGGGGUGUCACGCCCGACCUCAGUGUGCCAGAAGCAAAUAAGAUGGGUUUCAGAAUCGUGAUUUUUCCCUCGGUAGCGUUGGACCCUGUAUCGGAAAUGGUUGGAAAUGCGAUGAGGGAACUGAAGAAGAAGCAACUCCCGAUUGUGAGUGACAAUCGGAGGCAAGCAGGUGUGAAGUAUCUGUUUAACAUUCUCGGCCUGGAGGAGCGCAUCGCGUUUGAUGCGGCGGCGGGAGGUAAAUCCUUCGCCAACGGGGCUUGA
Molecule: messenger RNA, 948 nt
Organism: Exophiala spinifera
Lineage: Eukaryota; Fungi; Ascomycota; Eurotiomycetes; Chaetothyriales; Herpotrichiellaceae
Exons: 1
Coding region: 1-948 (315 amino acids)
Molecular function (GO): catalytic activity
Source: RefSeq, a predicted model, not a curated record